This is a messenger RNA of Doryrhamphus excisus (bluestripe pipefish), 471 nucleotides long. Lineage: Eukaryota; Metazoa; Chordata; Actinopteri; Syngnathiformes; Syngnathidae. The record is from RefSeq and is a predicted model, not a curated record.
AUGUCCAGGCUGCUAACAUUGGUCCUGUGCACGCUGCUGCUAGCCACGCUGACCCCCAGCUCAGAGGCCAGACGUGGUGGAGGCUUCAGAGGCGGCUGGGGUGGAGGUGGAAGCAGGCCCGCCUACAGACCAUCCCCUCCCAGGAGCAGCGGCCCCAGUGCGGGUAAAGUAGCUGGAGCAGCAGCAGCAGGGGCCAUUGGAGGAGCCAUGCUGGGGUCUGCCCUGAGCCGCCCCGGGUAUGGCUAUGGUGGAGGAUACGGAGGUUAUGGGGGAUAUGGCGGGUUUGGAGGGGGUUACGGCUACCCGAGAUAUGGUGGAGGGUACGGCUCCAGAUCUGCGUAUGAGGCAGAGGGCUCUGGAGAUGUGGAGUACUACACUGGAGCCUCAAGUGGACCUAUCUACAACAGCAUCGUCGUCGUGAUUGGCUCACUGCUCACUCUGCUGGUUGGCCACUUGGGGGCGAUCAUGUAA